Molecule: messenger RNA, 216 nt
Organism: Gaeumannomyces tritici R3-111a-1
Lineage: Eukaryota; Fungi; Ascomycota; Sordariomycetes; Magnaporthales; Magnaporthaceae
Exons: 3
Coding region: 1-216 (71 amino acids)
Source: RefSeq, a predicted model, not a curated record
AUGCGCAUGCGCGUAAAAAUAAGCUUCGUUAUUGUUAAAAGCACGCGCGAAACCGCCCGGCAGAAAGCGGGGAGCGUUAAAUGCACGGGCGAAACCGCCCGGCAAAAAAAGGAGGAAAGGGGCGCUGGCAGCCAGCCGGGCACGGACCCCCCCCGAGGAUAUGCCGGCGAAUUACCGGUAUUGCGGCCAAAGCAUAACGGCAAAGUUAAAAAAUAA